Molecule: messenger RNA, 1955 nt
Organism: Paramisgurnus dabryanus
Lineage: Eukaryota; Metazoa; Chordata; Actinopteri; Cypriniformes; Cobitidae
Gene: il20rb
Product: cytokine receptor family member B16
Biological process (GO): cytokine-mediated signaling pathway
Cellular component (GO): plasma membrane
Molecular function (GO): protein binding; cytokine receptor activity
Source: RefSeq, a predicted model, not a curated record
ACUUUUGUUGCAUUCAGUGAGUAGUAAUGCAAGCAGUGAAUACAAAAACUCACAUUGGGUAAAAUCUCACCUCUGAAUUUGGAGAAGUAUUGGACUGAAGAAUAGAGGAUGUAAAUGUCACAUAUUGACCUUUUGACUCUAUAAAAAUAUACUGGCUUUACUGUUUUCUACAUAGAAGAACAUUCUGUGAAAAUAUAAUCUUGAUAUAUUUAACCUCCUAAGACCUGAAUGUCAACAUAUGUGGACAUCAAUUUUUUUAUGUUUGCACCAUCAUACUUAAUUCUGUGUAACUGGAACCUGUUGUACACAAACAUGGAAAAUACACUGCUUCAAGUUCUUAGAAAAAUAUUUGGUUAUUAUACAGGUAAAUUGGUUCUUCCUAACCCCAAAAUAGCUGGUAGAAAUCUGAAAAAAAAACAUUCCCGGGUCUUAGGAGGUUAAUACUUGCAAGGUCAUGCCAAUCGUUGUGAAAUCAAUAAGUCAAACUCUGAUGCUCCUAAUCUUAAAUUAGAUUAUGCUACUUUAGCCUAGAUUUCACAGACACGGUCACAUAUUUUCAGCAUGAUUAAUUUACAUUGAUGACUCUAGAUUACAUUCCUAAAUAUACCACACCUCCAUAACAAGUUAUUGUACUUUUAUAGAGAGUAGCAGUAGCUUGAUUCUUAUUAACACUAACAAAGAGUCACGCCUUCUAGUUGACGUUUAAAAUUUCAAUCAUUUUACAUUUCAAAACAGGUCUUGCAGCUUCAAUUCUAUUGGCGUGACGUAUCUUGCCCGACGAGUCACUGUUCAUCGCAUCUCUUUCAUUUCUUGGCCCCACGUUUAGUUUACAACAUGUACAGGUACACAUGAACUCAAGAUACCUCAUAACACAGACUGCUGGUAUAUCUCACACACUUUAUCACAUCAGCGUCGCUCCCGGAGAUCUAAUUACUCGACUGCAAAAUGAAAACGGUAAUGGUAAGCUCUUUAAGUUUGUGACCGAUGGAAACUGGGCCAGGGUUUGACUAGGACUGGUCAUUCCCAAAGAAAGAGGAAAAGAGGUUAUGUUACAGAGCAGCAAGUUUCUUUUGCUCCUGAUUUUCACCAUUAACUAUUCAAGUUCAUUUUCCACACCCCUCAACAUGUCAAUGCACUCUGUAAAUAUGAAGCACAUUUUGAAAUGGACCCCUUUGUCCUGUUCCACUGUCAACUAUACUAUACAGUAUCAAGGGGAGUUUGAGCUAAUCAAUCUAAACGGAUCUUGGGUGAAUGCACACGACUGUCAAGAGAUCAUUGAAAACAAAUGUGACCUCACCUCUGACCUGGCCUUUAAAUCUGACUACAGCAUCCGCCUAAUGACAAAAUGUGACGGCGAGAAGUUUUGGACACAGCUACCAACUACCUUUAAUAGAAGAGACACUAUGCUGGUGGCUCCCAACAUGACAGUGGCUAUAGAGGGGGACAUUAUUCAGGUGGGAUUUAGCCCAAUCCUUCCUGAUAUGACCGUCCGACUUUUUGUCUCGAUAAAAGGAGUCGAAAAAAAUUACUCAACUCAUGUUAUCGGAAUGUUUCCAUAUCAUUUUUCGACUAACGUGACCCAUGGAGGAGAAAAGAUGUGCUUCAGGGCAGAAGUGUUCGUAGAGGACAUAAAUAAGAGCUGCUACAUUGACACUCAGUGUGUCACAACUAAGAUCACACCUGAAUUUGCAAUACCAGUUAUGGUGAGCAUAGCUGUGGUGAUAGUCAUUGCCGUGGCCAUUAUUUUGGGAUGUUCAGCAAAACGUUUUGGUCCGUACAUCAAACAAAACUUUUGCCAUAGAGAGCCACUUCCCAGUCCACUCCUUGAAUUGCCCCCCAACACUUUUGUCUCCUGUAUGAAUAAUUCAUCGGAGCAAACAGACCCACUUGUUGUGGCUCCGGCCUGAAGAGGGUCAGUGGACGGCUGUGGGUGAAAUUGGCAUGAAUAUGAAAUU